AUGGCUCCGUGGCCUCACGGGAACGGCUCUCUGGCUUCGUGGCCGGAUGCCCCCACCCUGACGCCCAAUACUGCCAACACGAGUGGGCUGCCGGGGGUGCCGUGGGCGGUGGCAUUGGCGGGGGCGCUGUUGGCGCUGGCCGUGCUGGCCACCGUGGGAGGCAACCUGCUGGUCAUCGUGGCCAUCGCUCGGACGCCGAGACUCCAGACCAUGACCAACGUGUUCGUGACCUCGCUGGCCACAGCAGACCUGGUGGUGGGACUCCUGGUAGUGCCGCCGGGGGCCACCCUGGCGCUGACCGGCCACUGGCCCCUGGGCGCCACUGGUUGCGAGCUGUGGACCUCAGUGGACGUGCUGUGUGUGACGGCCAGCAUUGAAACCCUGUGCGCCCUGGCCGUGGACCGCUACCUGGCAGUGACUAACCCGCUGCGCUACGGCGCCCUGGUCACCAAACGGCGCGCCCGGGCAGCCGUGGUACUGGUGUGGGUCGUGUCAGCGGCGGUGUCGUUUGCGCCCAUCAUGAGCAAAUGGUGGCGCGUGGGAGCCGACGCCGAGGCGCAGCGCUGCCACUCCAAUCCGCACUGCUGCGCCUUCGCCUCCAACAUACCCUACGCGCUGCUCUCCUCCUCCGUCUCCUUCUACCUUCCGCUCCUUGUGAUGCUCUUCGUCUACGCGCGCGUUUUCGUCGUGGCUACGCGCCAGCUGCGCCUGCUGCGCGGAGAGCUGGGCCGCUUCCCGCCAGGGGAGUCUCCGCCGGCCGCGUCUCGCUCUCUGUCCCCCGCCCCGGCGGGGCCGUGCGCUUCUCCCGCAGGGGUGCCCUCCUACGGGCGGCGGCCCGCGCGCCUUCUGCCUCUCCGGGAACACCGGGCCCUGCGCACCUUGGGUCUCAUCAUGGGGACCUUCUCUCUCUGCUGGUUGCCCUUCUUUGUGGCCAACGUGGUGCGAGCCCUCGGGGGCCCCUCUCUGGUUCCCAGCCCGGCUUUCCUGGCCCUUAACUGGCUAGGCUAUGCCAACUCCGCCUUUAACCCGCUCAUCUACUGCCGCAGCCCCGACUUUCGCAGCGCCUUUCGCCGCUUGCUGUGCCGCUGCCGGCGGGAGGAGCGCCACGCAGCAGCCUCCGGGGCUGGAGAAACCUCGGAUGCCCCUGCGGCGCUGAGCAGGCCCGCAGAGUCGGGGCUUCCUGGGGGAAUUUCUUAG
Puma concolor (puma) is the source of this 1197-nucleotide messenger RNA. RefSeq names its product adrenoceptor beta 3 (gene ADRB3). Gene Ontology annotation, cellular component: plasma membrane. Gene Ontology annotation, molecular function: beta3-adrenergic receptor activity; epinephrine binding. The record is from RefSeq and is a predicted model, not a curated record. Gene Ontology annotation, biological process: positive regulation of MAPK cascade; norepinephrine-epinephrine-mediated vasodilation involved in regulation of systemic arterial blood pressure; adenylate cyclase-activating adrenergic receptor signaling pathway. Lineage: Eukaryota; Metazoa; Chordata; Mammalia; Carnivora; Felidae.